UUUCGGUUUGUUUUAGUUUUCCCAACGUCGUCAAGCAUAUAUACUCACGUAAAAAUCGGUCAAUUUAUCUGAUGAAAAGUAUGGCUUUAUUCGGUUUCGGAACAGUUAUUAAUGUAUCGUGCAGGAGCAGAGAGCAUGCACAUAGUAUGUAAAGUUGUGUACGCAUGAAGAUGCGCUCUUCGACUUCGGUGGAUGAUGGUGCAACCGUUCCUAUUGUCGUCCAUGAAAACGAACCAUCGUAAUAAAUUCGUGCAACAUGAUCAUUCACUUUCACUCGUGCAACAAGUGCUGGUUUCUUCCUCUCGAGUCUUCGAGCUUUUGUACUUCAGCCUGGAAAGGGUUUACUCGUCCUUGAUUUCUUUGCAUUGUAUCUAUUCGCUCCACAGCCUGACUAAAUCCCACUAUUCCCAUUCUUGAUUUGUCCCUAUCUAUCACAUGCUAUUACCCCCACAACUUGUGCCUCCUAGUCCUAUUUUUUUAUGUUCAUUCUGUGCAAGCAGCAAAAGCAAUUUCAUUUUCCAAAAAUGCUGCAAGGAUAAAUAAUUUUGGUACUGCUCUUUAUUGUUUUUCCCCGUUUUUCCUUUCACGUUGCAAGCAUGAGCAUGUGCACCUUCGCGUGCGUAGUCUACCGCCCCAUACCCCACAGCAGCUUUCCGCAAUAACGGAGAUCAUGAACACAAAAAUUCUUGCGCAGGACAUGAUCUUCCCUCUUCCGAAGAACAGUCUGUAUGGAGCAUUGGGAGGCCACUAACAAAAGUGGGGCUCUUUUGAGGAAACGAAAAACUUGACGCGAUGGAAGGCGACGUGGAACAAGGAACGAGUGAGGACUGGCACAGCGGGCCCGAAGAUGAUACUGCAAACAUGCACAACAUGAUUCCAGACGAGAGGGAGCCAGCGCGACUACAACGGGCUGCUGGUGAUGUUGCUAUGCAAAAGGACCAGCCGUCACAACUGCCCUCGAGAAGGCGGGGCGAGGGUAGCGCGGUCUUUGUACCGAGCGUGGCCGGAAUAACCCGACUAAAUUGGCCCCGUGGAAGGGGCUCCGGGGAGCUUCAUAGCAACCAGAAACUACUGAUGCGCAGCAGGAGUAGCGAAGUGUUGCGGCUGGUGAACGGCGUUUUUCCACGGAGAUCGGUUGCCGAAGAAGAUGAAAAUGUUGGGAACGAGAACCCGCCAAACAGCCCGCGAGACGAGUUCGCAAAGAGCCCGCGGGACGAACACCGUGGCGCAGACAAGCGCAAGUCAGUGCUAGAUGCAGCCAAAAACGCGGUGCAAAAUAUUCAGCCACCCGAGGCGUUGAGAAAGACGGGACACACACUGACAACGACCGCCGAGCUGGCCCUGGCAGCCGUGACCUGGUAUCCACUAGAAACAAAUCACCUGUACUUCUUCUAGCAUAAUUGUACUGCCAAAGAAACGCCUACGCCGCGCCUACAUUUGUGACGCUGGCAUAGAAUUCGCACAAAAACAUAAACGCCACACCCGACUACAUGCACUCUGAUCGACGACGAGGAGCACGCGUCGAUCCUCAUUAGACAGAAACACAGCCGCGAGCAUUCGAGAUGAAAAGCAGUCUUUUUGAUGUGUUUGUCGCAUAUGCAUAAAAAAAUUUUUUUCGUUUGGUGAGCAUGAAAAUUGAAAUCCAAAUCCCCAUUCUUUCAUCAUAGAUAAUUAUGCUAGAAGGUUUUUUCAUUUUCUGUGUGAUACUUGGCCUCUUCGGAAGGAGCACCCGCGGCGGUCCAUGCAUAAGCACGACCUGCAUCUGCGCAACGUGUUGGUGGAUCCGCACAGACACGAGGUGGGUCCGCAUGAGGAUGAUCCGGACCUCCAGAAUAGAAGAAUUCAAAUAGACACCGACGAAAUCCCCAUAGAGGUGAGCACCGGGAAUGAAGAUGGUACCAGAACGAAAAGCAGCGCACGCGCAGCAGGGACGCCCUCGGAAGGCGGGGGCCCGCGUAGUAGGAAUAAAGCAGUAGAAGGCUCAGGAGCAGAGGGGCGGCCACAAAGUGGAAGAACGAACAACAGCAGUGAAGAUCGGCUGACGCACGAGGAGCACGAGCAUAUUUUCAACAAAAUCCACGACUCGCACAUGAACAACGACCAGUGUCGGGAGGUCUACGCCCACCUCAGCGACGUCGGACGGCAGCAGGACCUGUGGCGGCGGACCGGGCUGGACAGCAAGAAGUGGCAGACGAAGGUUCUGCAGGACGACCGCGUGGAAGGGGCCUUCGUGCUGAUUCUCGCCACGUACAUGGUGUUUCUAUCCACUGCAAAUAUGUCUGGGUCUGGAACAAGGUUGGAACUUCUAUCUAAUGCUAGCUUUCCAUACAACCUAGAAGCUGGAGAUCUGUACUGCAUAGCCAACAAUAUUAAAAGUCUCAGCCUCUUUUGUACAUGCAAAAACGCAGUUUCUUCUACUCAUGUGGAUCGUGCCUAUGAGAAAGAAGUGUUCUCCUGAAAAGUUGUCAUGCUGUGUUGCAUUCGGAACUGUUCACAUCAUCCCCCUUUCAGCAUAACAAGUUUCAUCCAGACCCGGACAUAUUUGCAUUUGAUAGUUUCUCGGCACGUACGACGACGAGAGCGACGAUCAGUCUUUUUCCAACUUUCACUUCUGGCGGGGCGUGGACUUUUUCUUCUUCGUCUGCUUUUUGAGCGACACGGUGCUGCGGGUUUGCGCCUACAAGAAUCCGCGGCGGUUCUUCCUGGAGGGCACAUUAUGGAGCAACAUGCUGGAUGUGGCCGUGCUGAUCGAGCACUUCAGCUCGCUGAUCAUCUACCCCCUGCUGAUCGAGCAGGGCGUGAUGCCGGAAACGUGGAACUGGAUGGGCAUGCUGCGCAUCAUGCGGUUCGGGCGCCUGAUGCGGUGGCAGGAAAUCCGGGAGCAGAUUCUCAUCCUGCAGGCCGCCACGCGGGCCGCGCGGAUGCUGCUGCUCUUCAUGGCGGUGGAGAUCAUCUGCGUCGCGGCGCUGAUCAUGCUCUACAAAAACGAGUACCUCAGCGGCACCUUCAACGACGCCUUUCUCGACCAGACAUUUGAAAACUACCUGCAGACGAUCCUGGCCCUGAACCAAAUGAUUUUCACGGACUCCACGUUCGCCAUACUCACCGCCAUGUACCGCGAAGGGAACAACGUGCUCGGGUCGCUGCUCUGGCUGCACACGCUGACGGGCGCGAUCAUGAUCACGAACCAGUUGAUUGGCAUAGCGACGGACGCGAUGUCCAGUCUGAUGGACAGCGAGCGCGCGGCGGACACCGCGAUGCGGUUCUGGAAGCUGGCGCAAAUCUGGGUGACGGAGUACGGGCAGCCGGACUGGAAGCUGCAGCGCGCACUGGAGCUGGAGGCGCAGGAGGCACGGAUGCUGCUGAAGCGGUCCAGCACGCUGAUGCACGAGGCACAGGACGGCACCAUCGAGAUGAACCUCACCGGGGACGGGGACGAAGAGGACCAGUUUCUGGACUUCAAGCUCGACAAAUACCUGAAAGAGGAGGAGAACAUUCUGCGCAACGCUUCCCGCUUCGACAGUUUCUUUAGCGACGACGGGGAGGAGGGCGGGGCAGCAUCAACAUCUCCGAGGGAAAGAAGAAGUGGCCAGGGAGCUGCAGUCGCGCGGGACCACAAGCAGGGAAACCAGAACGACGGCCACUCUGGCAGUCAUUUGGCUGUUCCCGCGACGGUGAUGUCCCCGCGCACCCCCAUGUCUUACUCGUCUCCCCGCACAACAAUUUCUUCUCCGGUUAAUAACACGACAACCACAGUUGAAGUUGACUAUACUUAUCGGCCAGCAGUAGAUCCCCGACGCUCCUACCCAGCCGACUGGCAGAGUUCCUCGUCACGUGGCGUGGGAGUUGAUGCGGCUGAAAACGUCGAGCAAGAAAGUAGAAUCAUCGCUCGAUCGAGAUCUGUGUCACGAUCAGCACCUGAUGAUACAACAACUAGUGCUGGCGUAGUUCCUUUGCAACGGCCCCCGUUCUUGAACCAGAAUGCAGCUGCCGGCGCCGAUCCCCGACGAAAAGCGGAGGGAUCAGCCCUGAUUGCCGGGAGCGGGUGGAAUGAUCGGUCCAUGCAGGCCCACUCGGCGCAAGUGGUGGAGGAGCACGCACCGCCGAUGCCGCCACCUCCGCGGUCCCGAUUGUCGACCGCGUUACACCUGUAUCUGCCCCUGAAAGAGAUGUACGGUGACCGGAUUUUCCAGUCCCUCCGCUCCGAGUUCCACAUGUCCCGGCACGAGUGGAACACGGUGGUGUUUACCGCGGUGCACCGGGAGCACACCCGGUUAGAGAAAUACCUGCCGAAAAUCGAGGAGCUGAUGCGGGACCGGAGCGGCGGCGAAGAACAACUUCAUGAGGACAAGAAGCAGCACGAGGCGCUCACCCACAGCUCCUCGGCGAAGCUCUCCAUGUCGGGAAAGAGCGAGCGAAAAGCGGCCUCGUUUGACUCGGUCACCCUCUCUAUCCUGAGUAAAAACGUACCCACACCAUAGUCAAGAUGGGGAAUCGGCUAGACAAAUCCACAAGUUUUGGCUGUUUUGCAUGACAAAUUUGGACUCGUAGUGUAGUGCUGUUUGAGCUAGCUCAGCAGCAUCACAGAUCUAGCAUACCAUGCUGAUUGGAGCAUGACAACUUGCAAAACACGACUAGAAAAUGCUUCUCAUGGGGCGCCGCAUGAGAAACAUUUUCAGCAUGCAGAUUUGCAUUACAACUCUGGUGUGGGUACGUUUUUACUCAGGAUACUCUCCGCCCUGGCGCACGUGAUGGUGGAGCGGCUCCGCAACCUCAGUAAGGCGGACGCGCUAUCCUGAGUAAAAACGUACCCACACCAGAGUCAGGAUGAGGAUUUUGCAACACAAACCUAGGAGUUUUGUGAGUCACGCAUGACAAGUUGCAGUCCGUAGUGUAGUGCAGGUUCGCAAGGCCAGCUGCAUCAGAAAUCCAUCUGCUCAUCCUGUUUACAGCAUCACAAAUUCCACCAACACGACUAAAAAUGCCUCUCCUGGCGAUGCGCAUUACAAAUGUUCCUGUCAUUGCAAAUCUGCAUGACAACUCUGGUGUGGGGACGUUUUUACUCAGGAUACGCGCUGAUCAUCGAGAAAAACUUGAUCCUGGGCUCCAUCGAACGGGAGGCCUUGGACAUGCGGUACAUGAAAAUGGAGCGGAUGCUGAGCCGAAUGCUCUCCGCCCUCGACAUCCAGUACGACGAUGCCAAGGAGAGAAAAGCGCAGGAAAUCGCUGCCGCGUGCGUAAAAGAGUCAGGGACAGGAGGCGGGGUUGAAACCAAUGCGGAGGAUGGCGCGGACGAGGAAAACGCGCUUUACCGGCUGCAGGCCGUCCAGGGGGGCACGAACGCCUACGGGGACCUCAUCAAGGACCGCGCAAAUGCUCAGGUGAGCGGCGUGCGUGCGCGGGUUUCGAGUAUGUUUGGUCGCAUCGUCGAUCCCCGGGCUUCGGUCGGACAGGGGGCAGCCGAGCCCGCGGCGUGAAGUAGAUGGUAGGAGACGAGCGGAAGUGGACGAAAGGCCUUACUUACAACCAUGUAGUUCAACAUCAAUAUCCUUUUAUUUUCUUCUAUUCGUCCAUCUGUAAAAACUUUUUACAUUAUGGCAAACGAGAGUUGCCUCCUCGUCGAGGUCGAAUCCAUUGUUUCUGAGAAUUGAUGUGGUGCCAAGGUGGACGAGGAGGAGGUUCUGAAUUACUCGCGAGCCCCGACGAAUUGUUCUGUGGAAUCCAAUUUUAUUUCUGUAGUAUUUUUUGUGUGGAAGUAUAUGUAUUCGAUG
Messenger RNA from Amoebophrya sp. A120, 5771 nucleotides. NCBI's taxonomy places the organism in Eukaryota, Dinophyceae, Syndiniales, Amoebophryaceae. The record is from the annotation of a GenBank genome assembly.